Manduca sexta (tobacco hornworm) is the source of this 1351-nucleotide messenger RNA. RefSeq lists its product as uncharacterized. The record is from RefSeq and is a predicted model, not a curated record. NCBI's taxonomy places the organism in Eukaryota, Metazoa, Arthropoda, Insecta, Lepidoptera, Sphingidae. Bases 511 to 1203 code for a protein of 230 amino acids. The transcript has 4 exons.
AUUACAAAUGGGUCAAGAAUAUAAUUGCAUAAAAUUAGCUGUAGCAGACAAUAGUUUUUUUUUUUAUUUAAGGGCGCUUAACCUGUAACCCUUCAGCCAGGUCUACACUAUCAUAUUUAGGUAAAACGAGUAAAAGAUUUUAACAAUGUUUUACAUUGCCUCAAACGCCUCCAAAAUGUCUAUCAACUCUUACACUAUAUGUGUUACCAAAUAGUUUUGUCACCUUAUCAAUCGGACGUUGGAUAUUGUUUAAUUUAUUCCUCUUUACAAGAAAUAUCUAUCACAUUGACAGAAAAUGUUUAUCAAAGAGAAUUAUAAUAUAUAUGGAAAAUGUUUAUCCAACAGAAUUGACUUACCAGCGCCCGAAAGUAUCGUUCAUUAUUUAGUCACUUUUGGUUACUUUUACUAUUAUCCGUGUUAUUAUUACUCGACAUCGGUGAUAUCAUUGAUAAAAGGUUAAAGCCAUAAUACAAAAGAAGAAUAAAUAUAGGUUAGGUUCUUAAAAACAAAAUGCCGGACAUAAAAACUAAAGCAGACACAAUGCUUUUCUCAUACGAGACCACGUACAAAACUCAUUACCGUAGCUACGAUAUAAAGGCGCCCGUGUUAACAGUUUAUCAAAAGAAACCAGCGUCAGUGCGACCCCGAGCUCCUCCCACCAAAAACGUUCAUACCUUGAGGGAAUUAAGGGAAGAGGUACCGUUCUACUUGUUACACGGGCGUAAAGCCAUUCUUCAUACUAAUCCGUGGCUAGUGCAGAAAAAAUAUGAGGAGCCUCCAGACCUCCUCAGAGAAGAAGCUCAAAAAACUCGCCCACGUUUAGUAAUGACACCUGCAGUCAGUAUGGAUGACAUCGAUGAUCCAAACGCCAGACGUAUCCUGUGCGUGGACAUGUACACCACGGACACCUCCAAAGCGAUGAGAGACGCCCUCACUCCGCAUGUUAAUAUUGAAGCGCCUCUGCCUGGCUUACCGGCUCGGGCUAAUCCGAUCGUUCUGCCUAAACUGGAGCCUUCGUAUGUGUCGCCGGAGUGGCGGAUGGAGACAGCAGCGUGGGACAAUAAGCAGUUGAGAGCCCACUGCGACCCUACAAGAGACUUCUGGCUCAGUCUUGAACCUUUUAAAUGCAGAGCUUGUGAUGAGUUUGCGACCAUCACCAAACACAGGAGAAUGCUUCGACAGAUGAAGGCUAAUAGGCCUUAGCUAUCUUACAAACUGUGUCUACUUGAAAUAAUGUGUUAUUUUUUAAUAAGUUUACAUAUAGUUAAUACGUCUUUAUUUUCUAAGUUCAUUAGUUGUAAUUAUAAUUUUAAUGCUAACGUUAUGUAGUGUUUAUAUUUUUUGAAAUAAA